AACGUCGCGUGAUAUGUCAAAACUUUAAACUUCAAAGCAUUUCGGUUUUUGUGUACCUAGUACCUACUACUUAUAUUGUAUUGUGUGAAACAAUAUUAAAUUGAAAUUUUGGCUUUAAUAUCUAGAAAACUAUUUUGCAAGCACAAUGGAGACUGAAUCUGAAGUAAUAAAAGAAAAAAUUCACACUGAACCGGUGUUAAAUGAUCCUCGGUACAUAACCUUAUUAAGUUUGAUCGUGCUUUUAUUCACUUUCCUAUUUUGGUGGUGUUUUUCGCGACGUAGACAUUUGCGCCGUUCUGUUCUACUUACUGGGCUAUCCGAUGCCGGCAAGACGCUUUUGUUCGUCAGGUUGAUAUACUCACAGUAUAGACAAACUUUCACAUCCAUGAAAGAAAAUAUUGAGGACUACAUAACAUCUAAUAAAACAUUAAGAAUUAUAGAUUUGCCUGGUCAAGAACGGCUAAGGAAUAAGUUCUUUGAUCAGUACAAGAAUAGUGCCAAGGCUAUUGUGUAUGUUGUGGACUCAGUCACUAUUCAAAAGGAAAUAAGAGAUGUUGCAGAAUAUUUAUAUACAAUAUUAUUGGAUCCUGUCAUACAGAGUAACUGCCCUCCAUUGCUAAUUCUGUGCAACAAACAAGACCAACCAAUGGCAAAGGGCAGUCAAGUCAUCAAGGGAUUGCUUGAAAAAGAAAUUAACCUUGUGCGGAUCACCAAGUCCAGUCAGCUGCAAUCUGUCGAUCCAUCACAAUCAAGCAACUCUACUUAUCUCGGGAAGUUAGGAAAAGAUUUUGAAUUUUCGCAUCUGAGCUGCAAAGUGGAGAUCAUAGAAUGUUCGGCCAACAUUGGGGAUGAUGACAAUCCAACUGACAUAAAAGCUUUGCAAGAUUGGAUUUCUAAACUUUAGAAAUUUUUUUGAACAAAA
Messenger RNA from Vanessa tameamea, 922 nucleotides. RefSeq names its product signal recognition particle receptor subunit beta (gene SrpRbeta). The transcript is spliced from 5 exons. The record is from RefSeq and is a predicted model, not a curated record. The coding region runs from base 146 to 904 and encodes 252 amino acids. Lineage: Eukaryota; Metazoa; Arthropoda; Insecta; Lepidoptera; Nymphalidae. Gene Ontology annotation, molecular function: GTP binding. Gene Ontology annotation, cellular component: cytoplasm; Golgi apparatus. Gene Ontology annotation, biological process: vesicle-mediated transport; intracellular protein transport.